AUGAAUUGCUGUAUCUGUCCAAAGGGUGCUGUAAUUAAAUGCUACUGCUCAGGGAUUAUAUGUUGCGAAGAAUGCUUCGAAAACCACAAAUCAGCUUUAACCCAAAUCCCACAUUUUAGCAGAAAAAUUAUAAUUGAAGAUAAGCCUGAUAUUACUAAUUCUGAAGACCCAAAUAAUAGCCAAAAAAAGCAACUAAUUAUUUCCAAAGUAGAAGAAGAAAUUAAAAAAAUCACAGAAACAACAGACAAAUUUAAACUAGAAAUCAUGGCAAAGAUAGAGCACCUUCAAUCCAAGCUGAAGGAAAUUCUGAUGAAAAUUGAAGGGAAAAAGCAAGAAACACUGGAAAAGCUGAAUUCUAUAAUACAAAAAAUUGAUCAAAUUGAGCUAAAAGAGUUCAGCAAGUUCAUGAAAAGUGGGCAGAGUUUUGUAAAUGUAGAAAUGAAGCUGCCAGAGUUCGAAAAUAGCUUGGAUGUUUUACUUGAGGUAAAGUACGAAGGGCCGAAUAUAGGCCCUACAAAGUUAUAUCAUAUUAGGCAAGAUAAAUUGAGAAUUUAUGAUGUUUCUAAACAAAGUCUAGAAACCUUUACAAUUCAGGGCUUGAAAAGCAAAGCUUUUUCAGCAAUUGUAGGAUUUCCAGGGUCAGUCCUUGUCACUGGAGGAUCUUCAAUUCUUGGCCAAGCUGUGAAAACAGUUUAUGAAGUCAAUCUAAAAACACGUGAAUUUAUCAAUCAAGCUGACCUGAUCACGGCAAGAUAUUAUCACUCAGGCUUAUUUAUUGAUAAUUUUAUAUAUGUUUUCGGAGGAAUAGGAAUAGGAGAGAUUACUGCGUUUGAGCGAUAUGACAUAAAAUCUAAAAGUUGAGAAAUGCUAGGGGAUCUGCAUUUAUCAAGAAAAUUUCCUGGUUUAUGCUAUCAUAAGAGCAAUAUUUAUGUAGCUGGUGGAAAUAAGGAGUUCAGCAUUGAAAAGAUCAGUCUUGAAAAUUUUUAUGUUGAAAAUAUAAAAUUGGAAUUUCCUCUUACUACCCGCCUCCGUAAGCGGACAAAGCAAUUGGAAAAUUAUAUUUUUGGUAAAAAUCCACACACCAUGAGCAAAAUUUUUUAUUAAAAUAAUAUUUUGAUAUGUAAUGAUAAUUAAUAUAAUGAAAUAUCUAGCUAAUUUCUGUUGGAAUUUAACAUUUUGAAAUAAAUUUUGCAAACUAAAUUAAUAUUUGCUUUAAUAUUAUUUUUUAAAAAAAUUACUAUAGAUUUAUAUAUUAAGAUUAAGAUUAAGAUUACGCUGGGUAUUUAAGGUCCCUACUACGUCCGAGGAAGCAUUCCACGGUUUCCCGUGUGGUGGCAGAGCGUUCACCAAGCCCGGGCCGAAAGCCCGGUUUCUCGGUAGAGGUAUUGUCAAGGGCCGUCUUAUAACAGCUUUGCUGACCGCCUCCAUUUCCAACUUGGAUCGUCGCCUAAGUUUACGCCAACACUGCCGCGUCGUCCGCCAGAUCUGCCCAUUGAAGGGCACCUUUUCAACUGGAGAGACCCCCCCGCUUAGUUGUCUAACUCGCCUUCCCCUCUUUUCCGGUCAUCCCGAGAAAGAACUCAACAGCUUUCGCCAUUCGGAGCGAGCCACAAAAGCAGUUUAGGCAGGUAAGUCGCCCUGCCUCAUUUCGGGCACUCACUGGGCUGAGCGCUGCUGGCAAAAAGAAGUCACGAGUAACUGCCCAUGGGUCUGGUCGCAAAAGCAGCGGCUUUCGCGCUUAGGCCUCUCGCUUCGAGGUCCCAGACGUUGUUGGGCUAACUCCUGGCUCCAAAAACCAUGCCCGGAUAUACAUGGGUAACCACCACUGAGAGGGUGGGUCGGUCGCCAUACGCCAUUUUAUGUAUUAUACUAUAGAUUUAUAUAUAAAAUUUUUAAAAAACAAAUUUAAACUCCCUCGUAAGCGAACAAAAUGUUUUUGUUCGCUCAUGGAGAGGGAGUUAGUGAUCAAGGCUGCACACUCGCUUCAACUGAAAAAGGGAUCAUCAUUUUUCAAAGCAAAAAAAUUUGCUUGAUAGGAGAUGACGACACAGCAGGCUCCUUGGUAUCUAUUGAAGAUAAACUAAAUUGGUGAAGCCAAUCACCGCCAGUUAUUCAAGAUAAAAAUAUUUGCAUUUUAAGAUUUUCUGACCUUUGUGUCUUUCAAUUUAACGUCUUAGCAUCAUCAUUGACGGAAGUAUACAAGAUUGAUUUAAAUAAUACAUAG
Molecule: messenger RNA, 2224 nt
Organism: Blepharisma stoltei
Lineage: Eukaryota; Ciliophora; Heterotrichea; Heterotrichida; Blepharismidae
Source: the annotation of a GenBank genome assembly